This is a messenger RNA of Dibothriocephalus latus, 264 nucleotides long. The record is from the annotation of a GenBank genome assembly. Lineage: Eukaryota; Metazoa; Platyhelminthes; Cestoda; Diphyllobothriidea; Diphyllobothriidae.
AUGAGGUACACUCCAAUUGUCGCCUUUGUUGGAGGUCUACUUAUUCACGAGCGGAAAGCGCUAGAACACCCACCCGUUUGUAAACCCCGUGUUUUGGACAUCGAAAAAACCGUCGAGAAGGCGGAUAGGCUCAUCAAUGCAUUCAGAGAAACCGCUGGUGUUCCUGGCCUUUCAGUCGCGGCCUCCAUCGGUGGGAUCACGGUCUAUUCUAAAGGUGAAAUCAGUCUGAACAUAAUAUGCAUCUUUGUGCGUUAUUCUUGUUAG